Molecule: messenger RNA, 4941 nt
Organism: Falco peregrinus (peregrine falcon)
Lineage: Eukaryota; Metazoa; Chordata; Aves; Falconiformes; Falconidae
Gene: LRRN1
Product: leucine rich repeat neuronal 1
Exons: 2
Coding region: 450-2600 (716 amino acids)
Molecular function (GO): protein binding
Source: RefSeq, a predicted model, not a curated record
UACCCAGGUGCGCGCUGGCGGCGGCUCAGAGCGGGCGGUGGGCACCGGGCACUGGCACCGCAGCCUCCCGCCGCCGCUGCCCGCCCCUUAGCGGAGCAAGAGGAGGAAGAGGAAGGGCUCCAUCCCUACCCCGUUCUCUAAGGCACCGCCAGCCCGCCCGCGGGGGGAAGCAGCAGCCCAUGUGCCGCCCCCCGUAGCCCCCGGGGAGCGGCCGCCGGAACGUCUUCAGACACUAAUUUGCAGAAGAUUCUGGGACAUAGAGUUGCAGCUGAGAGUCUUCAGACAAUUUCUUGCCUUCUCUGAGCUCAGCAAAUUAUCCUUCACCUUCUGGAUGUCCAAUCCUUUCACCUUAACCGCUAAGCUUUACAUUUUCUGCCUGACAACAAAUCACCCUCUCGGUCUGCUGCCGUUUUAAGGGGCUGGGGAGCUGAACUCAGUAGGUGACCAGCAUGGCGAAGGUUAGAGUUGUCUUAACUGUUUGCCAGUUGGUGCUAGAAUUGUUAAUGAAUUCAUUAACUGAGUCUUCCAUACAGAGUAAUGAAUGUCCACAGCUUUGUGUAUGCGAAAUCAGGCCAUGGUUUACACCACAGUCAACAUACAGGGAAGCCACAACAGUUGACUGCAAUGACCUUCGAUUAACAAAAAUCCCCAGCAACCUUUCCAGUGACACUCAAGUCCUCCUGUUACAAAGCAACAAUAUUGCAAAGACCACAGACGAACUCCAACAGCUGUUUAAUUUAACAGAAUUGGAUUUUUCACAAAAUAACUUCACAAGUAUCAAAGAUGUGGGGCUCUCAAAUCUCACUCAACUUACUACUUUGCACCUGGAGGAAAACCAGAUCACAGAGAUGACUGACUACUGCUUGCAAGACCUUUGCAAUCUUCAGGAGCUAUAUAUAAAUCACAACCAGAUCAGCAGCAUUUCUGCAAAUGCCUUCUCUGGCCUGAAGAAUCUUUUGAGAUUACAUCUCAACUCCAACAAAUUGAAGGUUAUUGACAGCCGCUGGUUUGAUUCUACUCCUAACUUAGAGAUUCUCAUGAUCGGUGAAAAUCCAGUGAUUGGAAUACUAGAUAUGAAUUUCAAACCACUCUCAAAUUUAAGGAGCCUGGUUUUGGCAGGUAUGUAUCUCACAGACAUUCCUGGCAAUGCCUUGGUAGGCUUGGAUAGUCUUGAAAGUCUUUCCUUCUAUGACAACAAAUUGGUAAAAGUUCCUCAGCUUGCACUUGAGAAAGUUCCAAAUUUAAAAUUCCUGGAUCUGAACAAAAAUCCGAUUCAUAAAAUCCAAGAAGGUGAUUUUAAAAACAUGCUCAGAUUGAAAGAGCUUGGAAUCAAUAAUAUGGGAGAACUCGUUUCUGUUGAUAGGUAUGCGCUUGACAACCUGCCUGAACUUACAAAGCUUGAAGCCACCAACAACCCAAAGCUGUCUUACAUACAUCGCCUGGCCUUUCGCAACGUUCCUGCCCUGGAGAGCCUGAUGCUGAACAACAACGCCUUGAAUGCAGUCUACCAAAAGACAGUGGAAUCCCUUCCAAACCUGCGCGAGAUCAGUAUCCACAGUAACCCGCUCAGGUGCGACUGCGUCAUUCACUGGAUCAACUCCAACAAAACCAAUAUCCGUUUCAUGGAACCUCUCUCCAUGUUUUGCGCUAUGCCUCCAGAAUACAGAGGACAGCAGGUGAAGGAAGUGUUAAUACAGGACUCAAAUGAACAGUGUCUUCCAAUGAUCUCUCAUGAGACCUUUCCAAAUCACUUAAACUUGGACAUCGGCAUGACAGUGUUUUUAGAUUGUCGGGCCAUGGCUGAACCUGAGCCAGAAAUUUACUGGGUCACUCCUCUCGGCAAUAAAGUGACUGUCGAAAGUCUCUCUGACAAAUACAAGCUGAGUAGUGAAGGCACCUUGGAAAUCUCCAACAUCCAGGUUGAAGACUCCGGGAGAUACACCUGUGUUGCGCAAAACAUAGAAGGGGCUGACACGAGGGUCGCUACUAUCCGGGUGAACGGAACCCUUUUGGAUGGGACCCAGGUUCUGAAAAUCUAUGUUAAGCAAGCCGAAUCGCAUUCCAUCUUAGUUUCUUGGAAAGUUAAUUCCAACGUCAUGACUUCCAAUUUAAAAUGGUCAUCAGCCACUAUGAAGAUCGACAACCCUCACAUCACGUACACUGCUAGGGUCCCAGUUGACGUACAUGAAUACAACCUCACGCAUCUACAACCAUCUACGGAUUAUGAAGUGUGUCUAACCGUGUCAAACAUCCAUCAGCAAACACAGAAGUCCUGCGUCAAUGUUACAACAAAAACCGCAGCUUUUGCACUAGACAUUUCAGACCAAGAAACCAGCACUGCCCUCGCAGCGGUAAUGGGAUCCAUGUUUGCUGUCAUCAGCCUUGCCUCCAUUUCUGUUUAUAUUGCAAAAAGAUUUAAGAGAAAAAACUACCACCACUCAUUGAAAAAAUAUAUGCAAAAGACCUCAUCAAUCCCACUGAAUGAGCUCUACCCUCCACUUAUUAAUCUCUGGGAAGGUGACAGUGAAAAAGACAAGGAUGGUUCUGCAGAGACCAAGCCAACCCAAGUUGACACAUCCAGAAGCUAUUACAUGUGGUAACUCAGAGGAUAUUUUGCUUCUGGUAGUAAGGAGCACAAAGACUUUUUUGCUUUAUUCUGCAAAAACGAGAAGUUGAAGACUUUUGUAUUUUUGACUUUGCUAGUUUGUGGCAGAGCGGUGAGGACAGGUGGAUAUUUCAGAAUUUUUUAGUAUAGCGUAUCGCAAUUGUUUGACACAAAUGGCAGCUUCACCUAGCUUCCAAUUCUUUUUUUAUUUUCUUCUUUUUUUUUUUUUAGUUAUUGUGCUAAACUUAAUGCUGUUCUAACUACAGUGCUGAAUAAAAUUAAUGAGAGGCUGGGGUUGCCCUGUGAUUCAAAAGUAGCACAACCCCAUUCUUCUGAAGCCAUCAGUAGAGUACAGGAUCUUGCAAAGCUAACAUACAGUUUUGAAACUGCAUUGAACUAGGUUUGUAACACUGGUCUAAGGACUCAUACUCGGAGAAAAGGAGACCUUGAAUGAUGUUAGUUGACUGUACCGUAAUGUUGUAUCAACUGAUUUGAAUGUUUUUGACUUUGAACAAUGAGUUUUCUUUUUUUCUUUUUAUUUUUGUAGUAGUUGAAAAGGCUUAGGUAAAGCUAACAGGCAAUAGAAAUAUGUACAUCCAAUUUUUUAAUGUAACAGACUAAAUGUUAAUUGUUCUCUUAUUCUUUUUAUUAUAUUUAGUAGACACUUUUGGAGAAUACUAGAGUUUUGUUGUGUUUAAAUCACCAACACAUGGUGUAUAAGGCAGGCAGAGUUAUAAUAAAUUUAGUUUUGUUCUGAUUUUUUAUUUUAGAAGUUACAAUAAUGUACUGGGUUUAGAUGUCACUAGUUUGACUGGUGAUCAUGUUUUGACAUAAAAUAUAUCCAAAAUGUUAUAUAAAAAUAUUGUGGGGUUUUUUUUCUUGAUGGAAUUACGUUUCAACAAUGUUCCUUUUUUUUUUUUUUUCCUUUUGUAUGCAUUUAUUUUAAUAGCAGUGCUUUCUCUGCACUAGAUGUGAAAUACUGAAAAUCAUUUAAUCAGAAAAAUGUGUUGGUAUGGCUUUUGGACUACUUUUGGACUGUAAGUCACAUGCAGAAUCAAAACUGUUUGGCAUAAGGUACCCAGCAAAAAUAAUGCAGAGUGUGUAACAAAAACAUUUUCCUUUUUGUAUAUUUUCUGUUUAUAUUUUGAGCUAAGAUAUAAAUGAAGCUGACAUUUAGCUGUCAUUACGAUCAGUUAGGACAAAAAAAACCCCAACUCUGUGCUACCAAACUGAAAUAAAACAGUUGAACCCUGGCAUAUAAUUAAAAUAAAAAACAACAACAAAACAAAAUCCAAUCUAUUUGGAUUAACAUUCCUUCAAAAGCAGAAAUUAAGAUAGCUAAAACUAACAAGAAAGUAGUAUGUUUGGGUCCAGUACUGAACUGUAUUUUUCACAGGCUUAAAAUUAACCAGUACUCUUAAGUAUUUUACUGAAUUAAUCUGGUAAAAGUGCAAAACCUCAGCAAGCAAUGGUGUUUCUGUGUGUGCACUGGGUAUAAUAUAAAUGCAUAAUUUAUAGUUGAACCUACAGAAGCUUUGUACGUUGUCUUUUCUGAAUCCAUGGAAGUUCUCUGCAGGGACUGCACACGAGUCAUGAGCAGGGUGGGUUUCUGGUGAAGUACGUGGCAACACUUAUACUAGAUACCUAAUCAGUAAGCACAAAAUUUUCUACACUGUAUGACCAUUAUCAGUGUGCAAUUUUUAAAUGUUUUUACAUACCAAAUAUGUUCUUGGUAAGUAAAAGUUAAUUGUUAAAAUAAUGGAUGUGCCUGGGUUUUAGGGUUGUUUGAAGUUUUUUAACUCACUAGCUUCUCAACUAUAUCAAAGACACACACACACACCAGAAUUUACAGAUAGCUUCAAACUUCUUUUUCCCCUUCAACCAACUGUUUAAAAGUGAAAAAGUUAUCACCAUAGUUUCACUAAUAAGCUGCUUUGGUGUAAAAACUUCAGUACGUCUCUCGGAUACAUGCCUUGUUGAUCUUGCUUUUCAGCGUAAAGCUGAGUGAAGCUAUUAAUUGCGCGUUUAAAUCAAGCACUUAUGCAGCUAAAAGCCACCUUUUAUAUGUUCAUUGGAUCUCACACACUUUUAAUCGUGUGACGAUUUGAUGUUGGGAUUAGGCAAGUGUCUUGAUCGUGGAGAAGUAACAUGGUGGAAGCAUUUAUUGGUCACCUUCUCUGUAUUUGUUUUUAAUGUUAAUGGAAAAUUUCGUCUUGCCUUCUUCUCCAGAAGAGCUUCAGAGCAAUAAUUAUCAUCUCGUCUAUGUGCUAUUCUAACCUUAAAACUCCUUCUAUUAUUAUAGCAGGCAUGGUGAAUUAAAACUGAGAUCGCUUUUG